AAAGAAAAACAGUCACAGUCAGCCGAGCCGCCGCCGCCAUUGUGUUUAGUCGGGUCGGGUGUAUUUCGCGCCCGGCAAUAGUAAAUGCACCUAUGUAAGGAGUGGUUGAAAAAAAUAUUUUUAUACAAGGUUUGGAAAUAUGUCACAAACAGAAGAAGCCAUGGAUGUGGGAGAAGUUGGAGAUAAUUCCAAUGGAUCUUCAAGCGAUACUACAUCAUCGCGAGGUAAAGAAGGUGAUUUUGAAAGUAAGAUCGAAACCGAUCGUUCUAAGAGAUUUGAAUUUUUACUCAAGCAAACUGAGAUAUUCUCGCAUUUCAUGACAAACACACCUAAAUCUGGAAGCAGUCCUCCUAAAGCUAAAGCAGGGAGACCAAAGAAAAACAAAGAAGCUGUCGAAUCCUCUAGCUCGGCUGGGGAUCAUCGUCACCGAAAAACUGAACAAGAAGAAGAUGAAGAACUCCUUGCUGAAACAAACCUCAAGCCAAAGACAAUAUUCCGUUUUGAAGCUUCCCCACAUUAUAUCAAGAAUGGGGAAAUGAGAGACUACCAAGUUAGGGGUCUUAAUUGGAUGAUUUCGCUUUAUGAAAAUGGCAUUAAUGGGAUAUUAGCAGAUGAAAUGGGUCUAGGAAAGACCCUGCAGACUAUUUCUCUGCUUGGUUAUAUGAAACACUUCAAGAAUGUCCCAGGACCACAUAUAGUUAUUGUGCCAAAAUCUACUUUAACAAACUGGAUGAAUGAGUUUAAAAAGUGGUGUCCAUCUCUGAGAGCUGUGUGCCUCAUUGGAGAUCAAGAGACAAGAAAUACAUUCAUAAGAGAGACAUUGAUGCCUGGUAACUGGGAUGUCUGCAUUACCUCAUAUGAAAUGAUCAUCAGAGAGAGAUCUGUCUUCAAGAAAUUCAAUUGGCGCUACAUGGUUAUAGAUGAGGCUCACCGCAUCAAAAAUGAAAAGUCCAAGCUUUCAGAGUUGCUACGCGAGUUCAAAAGCAUGAAUAGAUUACUGUUAACUGGUACUCCAUUGCAAAAUAAUUUGCAUGAACUUUGGGCAUUGCUCAAUUUUCUACUACCAGAUGUGUUUAAUAGCUCAGAUGAUUUUGAUUCAUGGUUUAAUACAAAUGCUGCAUUAGGAGAUAAUCAACUGGUAUCACGUUUGCAUGCUGUUCUAAGACCGUUUUUGCUUCGACGUCUCAAGUCUGAAGUUGAAAAGAAAUUGAAACCCAAAAAAGAACUUAAGGUUUAUGUGGGACUAAGUAAGAUGCAAAGAGAAUGGUAUACAAAAGUAUUAAUGAAGGACAUUGACAUUGUGAAUGGUGCUGGUAAAGUGGAAAAGAUGCGUUUGCAGAAUAUUCUGAUGCAGCUACGUAAAUGUUGCAAUCACCCAUAUCUGUUUGACGGUGCUGAACCCGGCCCUCCCUACACAACUGAUGAGCAUCUGGUCUACAACUGUGGCAAAUUGGUCAUCCUCGACAAGUUGCUGCCUAAACUACGUGAACAAGAUUCCAGAGUAUUAAUUUUUUCACAGAUGACCAGAAUGUUGGACAUAUUGGAAGAUUACUGUUUGUGGAGGCAAUAUAAAUAUUGCCGUUUGGAUGGCCAAACACCUCAUGAAGACAGAAACAGACAAAUAGAAGAAUACAAUGCAGAGGGAAGUGAGAAAUUCAUUUUUAUGUUAUCAACCAGGGCUGGAGGUCUUGGUAUAAAUCUGACAUCAGCUGAUGUUGUCAUUAUUUAUGAUUCUGAUUGGAACCCCCAAAUGGAUUUACAAGCCAUGGACAGAGCUCAUCGUAUUGGACAAAAGAAACAAGUACGAGUGUUUAGACUCAUCACUGAUAAUACAGUUGAAGAAAAGAUAGUUGAGCGUGCAGAGGUGAAAUUGAGAUUGGAUAAAUUGGUAAUUCAGUCUGGACGAUUGGUUGACACUAAAAACCAACUCAAUAAAGAUGAGAUGCUCAACAUGAUCCGGCAUGGAGCUAAUCACGUGUUCUCGUCGAAGGAUUCAGCCAUUACAGACGAAGACAUUGAUACUAUAUUGGCUAAAGGAGAAACCAAGACGGAAGAACUAAAGCAGAAGUUGGAAAGUCUUGGAGAAUCUUCUCUGCGCGCGUUUUCAAUGGACACCCCAGGGGCGACCACCGAUUCUGUUUACCAAUUUGAAGGAGAGGAUUACAGAGAAAAGCAAAAAGUUAUACCAAUUGGUAGUUGGAUAGAACCUCCGAAGCGAGAACGUAAAGCUAAUUAUGCUGUGGAUGCAUACUUCAGGGAGGCACUCCGUGUGUCCGAACCGAAGGCUCCGAAGGUACAGGCUCCACGACCGCCGAAACAGCCAAUAGUGCAAGAUUUCCAGUUCUUUCCACCUCGACUCUUUGAAUUGUUGGAUCAAGAAAUAUAUCACUACCGAAAGACUCUUGGGUAUAAAGUGCCGCGAAAUCCCGAACUAGGUCCAGACGCGGCCAAGAUACAGAGAGAAGAGCAACGCAAGAUUGAUGACGCAGAGGCACUCACUGAAGAAGAAGUUCAAGAAAAGGAACAACUCUUAACACAAGGAUUUACCAACUGGACAAAGCGUGACUUCAAUCAGUUUAUAAAAGCAAAUGAGAAAUAUGGCAGAGAUGAUAUAGAGAACAUUGCAAAAGAUGUUGAAGGGAAGACCCCAGAGGAGGUUAUGGAGUAUUCGGCAGUAUUUUGGGAAAGAUGUCAUGAACUGCAGGAUGUCGACAGGAUUAUGGGACAGAUUGAAAGGGGAGAAGCGAAAAUACAAAGAAGGGCAUCAAUUAAAAAGGCGUUGGAUGCUAAAAUGGCUCGUUACAGAGCUCCAUUCCAUCAACUUAGAAUUUCGUAUGGGACAAACAAAGGAAAGAACUAUGUUGAAGAAGAGGACAGGUUCCUAGUAUGUAUGUUACACAAGCUUGGUUUUGACAAGGAAAAUGUAUAUGAAGAACUUCGGGCGGCAGUUCACGCGGCGCCGCAGUUCCGCUUCGACUGGUUCCUCAAGUCCAGGACCGCUGUAGAACUGCAGCGCAGAUGCAAUACGCUAAUUACCUUGAUUGAGAGAGAAAAUCAAGAAUUGGAAGAGAAGGAACGGGCAGAAAAGAAGAAAAAGAGCGGGGCCGCAAAUCAAAAUACGCCUGGAGGUAAUGCAGCUGGCAAAGGUCCGAACGCUGGUAAACGCAAAGCAGACAACACGCCAGAUACAGCACAAAAACACAAGAAAAAGAAGAAGUAAAAUUCAAUAUCGUGUAAUUGGAUAAGAUCUGACCAUAAAUUUACAGAAGAGGAAACGAGACAUAAUAAUGCCUAAUUUAUUUUACCACUAUUUAGAAUUUUAAAGUUCUAUAUAUUUAAUUUAUUUUCCUCAUUCGACCUAUGGUCAUUCAUAAAAUUUUUAAACAUAGGAAGAAUAGCUUUUUAAGUUGCCAAAUUAAUCCCUUUCAAGAAAUAUGUUUGUGACAUAGUGAGCAUCCGAUGACGUGGCGCUAUAUAUUUUUUAACCUACAAAACAUUCCUGCUAUUUUUUUCCAUUUUGAUCAUGAGUAGAUUUUGCAAGUCAUUUUGUAUUGUAAUAAAGUGACAUUUUAAUGCAAA
Molecule: messenger RNA, 3579 nt
Organism: Plodia interpunctella (Indianmeal moth)
Lineage: Eukaryota; Metazoa; Arthropoda; Insecta; Lepidoptera; Pyralidae
Gene: Iswi
Product: Imitation SWI
Exons: 17
Coding region: 140-3220 (1026 amino acids)
Biological process (GO): regulation of transcription by RNA polymerase II; nucleosome organization
Cellular component (GO): chromatin; nucleus
Molecular function (GO): ATP binding; nucleosome binding; ATP-dependent chromatin remodeler activity
Source: RefSeq, a predicted model, not a curated record